Molecule: messenger RNA, 1654 nt
Organism: Kockovaella imperatae
Lineage: Eukaryota; Fungi; Basidiomycota; Tremellomycetes; Tremellales; Cuniculitremaceae
Exons: 12
Coding region: 6-1589 (527 amino acids)
Source: RefSeq, a predicted model, not a curated record
CCCAAAUGCAUUCCUGUUCUGCAUCCCUCUUCCUUCAUCUCACCAUUUCUCAAGCUGACAUACCCAAGUCUGAGAAUCUGUUGAAGCCCGAUACCAUGGCAGCUGCCGUUGCCAGUCCACCGAACACCAAUAGUGCUGCACUCGCACGACCUCAAUCCUCCAUGUCAAUGUCCAGUAUGACGUCUACAGCGAGGCGAGAACGUAAAGAGGGUGAUAUUGGAUCCGUCUUUGCUUCGCUCGCUGGAGAAGUCGAGGUAGAACUUCCAGAACGAUUCAAAGUGCUCAAACGGGAGAUGAUUGGAAACGAGACCAACCAAGCUGCGCUUCUUCGAUCGUGGAGUAGUUUGAUACAGAGGUUGGCGGAUGUGGCAGAUGAAGUCGAACGACGAAAACAAGAUUGUAUCCCCACUGCGACCUAUGACGAGCUCUUGAACCCAUCUACCCAGUUGAUAGAGUCGAUCAAGCGAUGUGGCACCGUGGUUGUGAAAGAUGUCGUAUCGGAGGAACAGGCUCUGACAUGGCUCGAUGAUAUAAAAAGCUACAUUCGAGCCAAUCCCAGCGUCAAAGGUUUCCCAGCGAAUGACAAGCAAGUUUUUGAACUGUACUGGUCUAAAUCUCAACUGGAAGCUCGAGCUCAUCCUCGAUCACUAGACAUUCAACGAGCUCUCUUAUCCAUCUUUUCCAAAUCAGACUCGACGCCCAUCUCGCUCGUCCCUUUGACAUACGCUGACCGACUCCGGAUCCGACAUCCUGGAGAUGCAAAGUUUGCUCUCGGACCUCAUAUGGACGGAGGAAGCGUUGAGCGAUGGGAGGAUCCAGCUUACAGGAAUGUAUAUGAGAAGAUCCUUCGAGGCGAUUGGGAGGAAUUCGAUGCGUGGGAGAUGGACUCUCGAGCGACGGCCGUUCAAAACAUGUACGAUGGUGCUGGAUCUUGUGGCGUCUUUCGAGCUUUCCAAGGAUGGACCUCGUUAUCUGACACCGGUCCAUCGGAAGGGACGUUGAAAGUCUAUCCAUACAUCAAGGAAAUGACGGCAUAUACUAUCCUGAGGCCAUUGUUCAGAGAAAAGUCACCGCGACACGCUUGCUCUACCCACUCUGCUUAUCUUGACGCAUCGAACUGGGAGCUCGACCUUGAGUCUUCAACCUUUCCCGGUUCUCCACUGGGCAGAGGGCACGAGUGCAACGACAAGACUCAUCCCCACCUCCAGCUCAAUCGAACAAUGACCAGUUUGCCGAGAGUCAGACCAGGAGAUCAAGCUUGGUGGCACGGAGACGCUAUUCACGCCGUCGAAUCUGUUCACCGUGGUUCGCGAGCUUCUUCCGUCAUGUACAUUCCCUCUGUCCCUCUCACUCUUACCAAUUUGGAAUAUUUGGCUCAGCAAAAGGAGACCUUCUUAGAAGGUCGACCAGGGCCUGAUUUCCCAGGUGGAGAAGGGGAGAGCGAGUUCCAGGGAAGAGGAGAAGAGAGUGAUUUGAAGACUGACGAGGCGAGACGCGGAAUGGGCUUUGAGCCAUUCAAGAUUGACGAGUCGAUGAGUGAAGGCGAAAAGCUAGUCAGGAGGCAAGCAAACGCGAUUCUUGGCUUUUGAUCUCCCGGUCGAGGCCGUCUAGCUUGGGUUCAAAAAAACUGCUUCUUCUUCUUGUAUUGACGCGU